Pyrus x bretschneideri (Chinese white pear) is the source of this 3044-nucleotide messenger RNA. RefSeq names its product lysine histidine transporter 1-like. The record is from RefSeq and is a predicted model, not a curated record. NCBI's taxonomy places the organism in Eukaryota, Viridiplantae, Streptophyta, Magnoliopsida, Rosales, Rosaceae. The transcript is spliced from 7 exons. Gene Ontology annotation, cellular component: plasma membrane. Bases 302 to 1627 code for a protein of 441 amino acids.
CCCUCUUUUUCGAAAAAAAAUUCUGAAAAUUUUCCGCUGUGUUUCUUGCAGUGAAAAAUCAAGAGGGUAAAUCAGGUUUUUUCAAUCGGGCGACUGAAAUUCCUUCAAUCAGAAUAUUAGUUAAUUAGCACCGCUGUACACAAUUUCAAUUUAAUUAGGAAACAAGCUCGAAGUAAUCAGUCGCGUAAUUGUACUGGGUUAGUGACCUAAUUGUUUGUUUUCCAUCCGGAAAAGGAGAUUUGUGGGAUUAAUAUUUGUGAUUUUUUGCUGUCACUGAGAUUUAUCUGUGACAAAAAAAAAGAUGGGAGGAAGUGGAGAAAUUAGAGAGGAGGAGCAGCAGAAGGAGGUGCUAGAUAUCAACGAGUGGCUGCCGAUCACGAAAUCGCGGAACGCGACGUGGUGGUAUUCGGCAUUCCACAAUGUCACUGCCAUGGUUGGUGCUGGUGUUCUUGGCCUCCCCUAUGCCAUGUCUCACCUUGGAUGGGGCCCUGGAGUUGCAGUGCUGGUUCUCUCGUGGAUAAUUACACUCUACACCUUAUGGCAGAUGGUAGAAAUGCAUGAAAUUGUACCUGGCAAGAGGUUUGAUAGGUACCAUGAGUUAGGGCAACAUGCCUUUGGGGAAAAGCUAGGGCUUUACAUUGUGGUGCCCCAGCAACUGAUGGUGGAACUUGGAACUUGCAUAGUUUAUAUGAUUACAGGUGGCAAUUCCUUGAAGAAGAUUCACAGCACUGUGUGCCCUGACUGUAAGCCUAUCAAAACCAGCUACUUCAUCAUGAUCUUUGCAUCUGUUCACUUUGUUCUCUCCCACCUUCCUAGCCUCAAUUCCAUUGCUAGUGUUUCUCUUGCCGCUGCUGUCAUGUCAUUGAGCUACUCUACCAUUGCUUGGGGAGCUUCUCUGCACAAAGGGGUGGAGCCACAAGUGCAGUAUGGUCCCAGGGCUUCAACCCCUGCAGGGAAUACGUUCAACUUCUUUAGUGCUUUGGGAGACGUAGCUUUUGCUUUUGCUGGCCACAAUGUGGUUUUGGAGAUUCAAGCAACGAUUCCUUCCACGCCUGAAAAGCCGUCCAAAAAACCAAUGUGGAAGGGGGUCGUUCUUGCUUACAUUGUGGUCGCAAUGUGCUAUUUCCCUGUGGCUCUCAUCGGAUACUGGGUGUUUGGAAACCACGUCGAGGAUAAUAUCCUCAUAUCAUUGGAGAAGCCUGCUUGGCUUAUCGUUCUUGCGAAUUGCUUUGUUGUUGUUCAUGUCAUUGGAAGUUAUCAGGUCUACGCAAUGCCGGUGUUUGACAUGGCGGAAUUAUUUCUGUUGAAGAAGAUGAAAUUCAAGCCAUCUUUGGUCCUUCGCUUCGUAACACGAAAUGUGAUUGUUGCAUUCACCUUGUUCGUUGGAAUUACAUUCCCGUUCUUUGGCGGGCUUCUUGGUUUCUUCGGAGGAUUUGCAUUUGCUCCUACAACAUACUAUCUCCCUUGCAUCAUGUGGCUUAUCAUCUACAAACCAAAGAAGUUUGGCCUUUCUUGGUUUGCAAAUUGGUUCUGCAUCAUAGUUGGAGUGUCACUGAUGCUUUUAGCUCCGAUCGGGGCAUUAAGGAACCUCAUACUUCAAGCGAAGAACUUCAAAUUCUACUCUUGAAUAUCUGCAGCGUGAGAUUGAGUUCGAGUUUACACAACAAAUAGUAUUAUUAUUAUUUUUAUUUUGGUAAUCAGCCAAUUGUUUAAUUUUAACUUUCUUUAAUAAUAUUAGGACCUGCUUAUUGCUUUGUAUAAUUUAGCAUCUGUUCAUAGCCUGUUUGAUGGAUAUACAGUUCAAUUUCAGACCCUCCCUUGUUGUUAAUGGGAAACGUUUCAACAGCAUUGCCUUGAGCUCCAUCAUUCAUAUUAUUUUUUCGAUUCAAUCUAAUUCGUUAUGUGAAAAGAAAAUUAAACCUAAUUGUACAACAAACCUCAAGUAGGACGCAUUUAUGCGAGAGAUGUAAUCAACUUGCUACAUUUAACUCUUAUACGAUAGAUUCAAGGCCAAGUCCCAGCUGCAUUGCCGAUCGGCAUGUAGUCAAGCCACGUACGCAUGGUCACCAAAUUGCCGUCUUGUACAAUUUGCACUAAGUUUGCCACCGGGCUGCACAAUGCCCAUGGAGGAGACGGCUCCCUAAUGGCGUAACUCAGGUUCGCCGGGGCUAUGGAGUAGAUGGCUAUUCCACUCUCGAUCAGUCAGUUCCAGCAAACCAUGGAUCGGUCAUUUCCCCCAGCACAUACAACCAGUAUUCCAUGCUCGACCCGUUGCUGAAAAUGCAGCAAUGGGCACAGAACUUGCUUGGACAAUAGCAGCAAGAAAUUCAGAGGGUUCAAUCCCCUGAUUGGUAAACGCCAGUCCUGGUCAAGCGUGUGGUAUAGGGCCUUGAGGAAAAUUCUAUACGCUUCGCAGCAAAGCGCGCCUGAAGAACUGGUAAAUUCUACCAUUACAAACAUUGUAUACCAUUUGGAAGCAACAAAACAUAAUAAUAGUUGUGAUCGGUGGGAGCAAUUCACAAUCGAACAACAUGAACAAUAUAAAAACGGAAGCCUUGACAAGAGUAGGGAUUUCAUUUCGAUUAAAAGCGUACUUAACAUCGUUAAUUUGAAGUUCAAAAGCUAAUAUCAUCACUCACACAUAAUUCUAACAGAGCUCGAUUUCGAUCAACGACAAUGUACCAAUUACCUAACCAACCAACCAAGCUCUUCUUCAUCAAACCAUGUAGUUAUAAACCGUAAACCCAAAGCCCGAAACAUGAUCAUAAACCCUAAUCUCUGGAGGACGUAACAACCGUGAUCAUGUUCGGAAUAAGCACAAAUUCAUAAGUGAAAAGCAAUUCUCCAGCUUUGAGUACCUUCCAGCUCCCGCUAGACAUUUGCAGAGCAUAACCCUCGUUCGCCAACUGCCCCACCGAAAUCAAAUUCCGCACCAAACCCGGAAUGUGCUUCACAUUGUGGAUGAUCCAACUCGCCCCGCCCGGCAACUUGACCCGAACGUCGCCUUUCCCGACAAUGUCCAGCGAACUGUUGUUCAGGCCCAA